UUAUCGCUCGCUUGACUUUUAACCGGCGGACGGUUUAGUGAAGAGGACAAGGAGGAGAAGGACGAAAGCUCAGGAAGAGAACCCCGUUGGGAAUCUGGCACCUUACCAACACCGGUGGAUCACACAUUAACAGAAUUCGCCAUCAAUCCAAUUAUCGGGAUAAUAGAAGACGAAUAGGUAUGGAACGCAACAGAACCAUGGCCGGAGAAGUGUUUCGGAUCGCUGUUGCUCAGAAUCAACACUGACCUGGCACCCACACCGAGGUCCCGCCCCCUUCUCCAGCACCCCAAGGACCCUUCUUUCCCCAGCAACUGCUUUGCCCUCCAUCUCACCUUCACUCAGCAGCCCUGCAAAACCUCCACAAAAAAAAACUCCUUUUAGUCUUUAAGGGUCCACCUGCUUGUGUUGUUUUUAAUCCCCCUCUUAUGCUUUACCUUCCAGAUUGUUGGUUAUAAUCCACAUUGUCUCAAACAGACAAAAGUUCUCCCAAACAGAAUAGAAGCAGGUGGCGGAACAAUAUGAAUCCAGUCAUGUACCCCCUUGGACUUGCUUCGAGUAAGCAAAGUCGACGGGGUUUGUUGUCCCGGACACGCCCUCUUAGUCUUUUGACAGACUGGUACCUCAUGAGUUUGCUAGGGCUCAUUCUGCUCUUCAGCCUGGCCUCGAGCCAGAAGAUGGAUCCCUCCAAACACCCCAUAGUCACCACUAACUACGGCAAGCUCCGAGGCAUCAAGAAGGACUUGAACAAUGAGAUUCUAGGCCCCGUAGAGCAGUACCUGGGCGUGCCCUACGCCACGGCGCCCAUCGGCGACCGCCGCUUCCAGCCACCCGAAGCCCCCGGAUCCUGGCAGGAGAUCCGCAACGCCACCCAGUUCGCUCCUGUGUGCCCUCAGAACGUCCACGGGGUGCUGCCAGAGAUAAUGCUGCCCGUGUGGUUCACGGACAACCUGGACGUGGCGGCGGGUUACAUCCAGAACCAGAGCGAGGACUGCCUCUACCUCAACGUCUACGUGCCCACGGAGGAUGAUAUCCGUGACCGCAGGAAGAAGCCGGUGAUGCUGUUCAUUCACGGGGGCUCCUAUAUGGAAGGCACCGGAAAUAUGUUUGAUGCCAGCGUCCUCGCCGCCUACGGCAACGUGAUCGUAGUGACCAUGAACUACCGCCUCGGUGUGCUCGGCUUCCUCAGUACCGGAGAUCAGUCCGCUAAGGGAAACUACGGCCUGCUGGACCAGAUUCAGGCCCUGCGCUGGCUCAACGAGAACAUCGGGCACUUCGGCGGCGACCCAGAGAGGAUCACCAUCUUUGGGUCUGGAGCCGGGGCGUCUUGCGUCAACCUCCUCAUCCUGUCACAUCACUCGGAGGGUCUGUUCCACAGGGCCAUAGCCCAGAGUGGAACGGCUAUCUCCAGCUGGUCCGUCAACUACCAGCCCCUCAAGUACACCAAGAUCCUGGCCCGCAAGGUGGGUUGCACCUACACGGAGACGGCCGACCUCGUUGACUGCCUCAGGCGCAAGAAUUUCAGAGAGCUGGUGGACCAGGACAUCCAACCGGCCCGCUACCACAUCGCAUUCGGUCCGGUGGUGGACGGAGACGUGGUGCCCGACGACCCGGAGAUUCUCAUGCAGCAGGGGGAGUUCCUCAACUAUGACAUCCUAAUAGGAGUGAACCAAGGAGAGGGGCUGAAGUUUGUAGACGACAGUGAGGACAACGACGGCAUCUCCGCCGCAGCGUUCGACUAUACCAUCUCUAACUUUGUCGACAACCUCUACGGAUACCCUGAGGGCAAAGACAUCCUGAGGGAGACCAUUAAGUUCAUGUACACAGACUGGGCAGACAGGGACAAUGGAGACAUGCGGAGGAAGACUCUGUUGGCUCUGUUUACCGACCACCAGUGGGUGGCUCCGGCAGUGGCCACAGCUAAACUCCACGCUGAAUUUCAGUCCCCGGUUUAUUUUUACACAUUCUACCACCACUGCCAGACAGAAACGCGACCCGAAUGGGCUGACGCUGCCCAUGGAGAUGAGAUACCUUACGUGUUUGGCGUACCCAUGAUCGGUGCCACAGACUUGUUCCCGUGCAACUUCUCCAAGAAUGAUGUGAUGCUGAGCGCCGUGGUCAUGACGUACUGGACCAACUUUGCCAAGACUGGGGACCCAAACUUGCCAGUUCCACAAGACACCAAGUUUAUUCACACCAAGCCCAACCGCUUUGAAGAGGUCAUCUGGACCAAGUUCAACUCAAAGGACAAGCAGUACCUCCACAUCGGCUUAAAACCUCGUGUUAGAGACAACUACAGGGCCAACAAGGUGGCUUUCUGGCUGGAGUUAGUCCCCCAUCUUCAUAGUCUACAUGAGGACCUCUUCCCCACCACUACUCGCUCGCCGCCGGGCCCUGGCCCUGGUACCCUCAGACCCUGGCCCAAAACUCCAGGCCCUCGUACUACUCGCCACCCCUACCCAACCUUCCCCUCCGAUCCUGAGCCUGAGGGUUCAGAGCGUCCACACCAGGACCUCUUCCCUCUAAACACCCGUGACUACUCCACUGAGCUGAGUGUGACGGUUGCCGUGGGAGCGUCGCUCCUCUUCCUCAACAUUUUGGCCUUUGCCGCCCUUUACUACAAGCGUGACAAGCGGCACGAGAUGCGACGACACCGGCUCUCUCCACAGCGGGGCGGCCCUGCCAACGACCUGGCUCACAGCCAGGAGGAGGAGAUCAUGUCGCUGCAGAUGAAGCACUCAGAACACGACGCCCACCACGACAUGGAGCCCCUCCGGCCCCACGACAUUCUACGGCCCGCCUGCCCACCUGACUACACGCUGGCGCUGCGCCGCGCCCCCGACGACGUGCCGCUGAUGACACCGAACACCAUCACCAUGAUCCCUAGUACCAUCACCAGCAUGCAGCCUCUCCAUGCCUUCAAUACUUUCCCCUCCACCGGCCACAACAACACCCUGCCGCACCCCCACUCCACCACCAGGGUAUAG
This is a messenger RNA of Stegastes partitus (bicolor damselfish), 2984 nucleotides long. It is a transcript of the gene nlgn2a, whose product is annotated as neuroligin 2a. Gene Ontology annotation, cellular component: membrane. NCBI's taxonomy places the organism in Eukaryota, Metazoa, Chordata, Actinopteri, Pomacentridae. The coding region runs from base 519 to 2984 and encodes 821 amino acids. The record is from RefSeq and is a predicted model, not a curated record. The transcript is spliced from 8 exons. Gene Ontology annotation, molecular function: neurexin family protein binding.